Molecule: messenger RNA, 1621 nt
Organism: Ziziphus jujuba (common jujube)
Lineage: Eukaryota; Viridiplantae; Streptophyta; Magnoliopsida; Rosales; Rhamnaceae
Product: alcohol dehydrogenase 1
Exons: 10
Coding region: 305-1444 (379 amino acids)
Biological process (GO): formaldehyde catabolic process
Cellular component (GO): cytosol
Molecular function (GO): zinc ion binding; S-(hydroxymethyl)glutathione dehydrogenase [NAD(P)+] activity
Source: RefSeq, a predicted model, not a curated record
CAGUGGUACUGCGUUCUCUGCAAGCACAGUUUUUUUGCAGCGGUUUUACAAUCUACGGCUGAUUUGGUAUUCUCCAAGCCCAAGCUACCCAAUUUGGUAAUUAAAAAUCCCAACUUGAUUCUUUUCUUGGUUCAUUGAAAAUUCUAAGUACAUGUUCUGUUUCUCUCUGUCUCGCUCUUAAACUAUAAAUACUGCCAUUCACUCCCACGAAUCUCACAUCCAUAUUCAAGUUAUCAAUCAUCUUUCUUAACAAUACUACUAUUACUACCAUCAUCAUCAUCUGAGGAAGGAAAAAGGAAAAGCCAUGUCUAGCACAGCUGGUCAGGUCAUCAAGUGCAGAGCUGCGGUGGCGUGGGAGGCUGGGAAGCCUCUGGUUAUUGAGGAAGUGGAGGUGGCACCACCACAGGCUAACGAAGUCCGCAUAAAGAUCCUCUUCACCUCUCUUUGCCACACUGAUGUUUAUUUCUGGGAAGCCAAGGGACAGACACCAUUGUUUCCCCGCAUAUUUGGUCACGAGGCUGGAGGAAUAGUAGAGAGUGUUGGCGAGGGUGUGACCGAGCUUCAACCAGGUGAUCAUGUCCUCCCUGUCUUCACUGGGGAAUGCAAGGAGUGCCGCCACUGCAAGUCAGAGGAGAGUAAUAUGUGUGAUCUCCUACGAAUCAACACUGACAGAGGGGUCAUGCUCAAUGACGGCCAGACAAGGUUCUCUAAGAAUGGACAACCUAUAUACCAUUUUGUUGGGACCUCUACUUUCAGUGAAUACACUGUUGUUCAUGUUGGAUGUGUUGCCAAGAUCAACCCUGCAGCACCACUUGACAAAGUCUGCAUUCUUAGCUGCGGAAUAUGCACAGGUCUUGGGGCCACCAUAAAUGUUGCAAAACCACAAAAAGGUUCAUCCAUAGCUAUUUUUGGAUUGGGUGCUGUUGGUCUUGCUGCUGCUGAAGGGGCAAGAAUUGCAGGGGCUGCGAGGAUCAUUGGUGUUGAUUUGAACUCCAGUCGAUUUGAAGAAGCCAAGAAGUUUGGGGUGAAUGAGUUUGUGAAUCCAAAAGAUUAUGAUAAACCUGUUCAAGAGGUAAUUGCUGAGAUGACUAAUGGAGGAGUGGACCGAAGUGUUGAAUGUACCGGAAGCAUCCAGGCUAUGAUAUCUGCAUUUGAAUGUGUUCAUGACGGUUGGGGUGUUGCUGUUUUAGUUGGUGUACCAAAUAAAGAUGAUGCAUUUAAAACCCAUCCAGCGAAUUUCUUAAAUGAGAGGACUCUUAAGGGUACCUUCUAUGGUAAUUAUAAACCCCGGUCUGAUCUUCCUGCUGUUGUGGAAAAGUACAUGAAUAAGGAAUUGGAACUAGAGAAAUUUAUCACUCACUCGGUAUCUUUCUCGGAGAUCAACAAAGCAUUUGAAUAUAUGCUGCAAGGAAAGUCUAUAAGGUGUAUCAUCCGCAUGGAAUAAUAAACUGUUGUCUAAUCUUGUGCAAAGAAAGAAAUAGUCUACAAUAGUUUCGUGGUUGAAAUUUGUUUUACUAUAAUAAGUCCUUAAUGGUCGUUUGCUACUCCUUAUUUAUUUGUUUAUUUAUCGAAUAUAAUGUUCAUAUAUUUGCUUAUAUAUCAUGGCAUUGGCAUUACUUUA